Stegodyphus dumicola is the source of this 2032-nucleotide messenger RNA. Its product is annotated as torsin-1A-like. Gene Ontology annotation, cellular component: endoplasmic reticulum. Gene Ontology annotation, molecular function: ATP hydrolysis activity; ATP binding. NCBI's taxonomy places the organism in Eukaryota, Metazoa, Arthropoda, Arachnida, Araneae, Eresidae. The record is from RefSeq and is a predicted model, not a curated record. Gene Ontology annotation, biological process: cellular response to misfolded protein.
UUGUUUUUGUUUUAAUAUUAGAGUUCCCCGCCAAUCUCGUUUGUAAUGUUUUUGGGAGUUCUGAUGAAUUGCUGUAGCAUUAUCUACAUGUCAUUGUAAUAUAGUGGACUUAAAGUUAUGCUACAUCAUAGAUAUAAUGCGUGUCAAUGCACCAUUAAGACCGUAGGAAUUUAGUCUUGAAUUAUCUUUCAAUAAAUGAGUGGAUAUUUGUAAGGGAUUGCUAAAUGUAAUCGAUUACAACUUUCAUUAAAUCGGCCGUUUAUUUGCAUCUAAACGCAUGAAAAUGUACCCAGUACUGAUAAAAUGUUUAAUUUUUAUUGUAAUUUUUUUAAAUGUUAGCCAGUGUGUAGUGGAUCCUAUUACUGCAUUAGGUACUAUUGGUGGAUUUGCUGGAAUUGCUGGAUUUGCUGGAUUUGCGUAUUUGUACUGCAAAUAUGAAGAAUGUUGCGACAAAAACUGGAUUGCUGUUGAUUUAAAUGCUUUAGAAAGUGAGUUGAACAGUAAACUUUUUGGACAACAUUUGGUGAAGUUUGUUAUUCCAAAGGCUAUAGCAGGUCAUGUAAAAAAGAAGAAUCCACCAAAAGCAUUGGUCCUGUCUUUCCAUGGAUGGACUGGAACUGGGAAGAAUUUUGUUAGUGAUAUCAUAGCUAACACUUUGUUCAAAAAGGGCUUAGAAAGUCAGUAUGUUCACAAGUAUAUUGGACCUUUACAUUUUCCUCACAAGCAAGACAUUUUGAAAUAUAAAGAUAAACUCCGAACAGAAAUUCCGAAGUUUACAAAACAUUGUGAGAAAUCAUUAUUCAUAUUUGAUGAAGUAGAUAAAAUACCUGCUGGUGUACUAGAUGUUCUGACUCCUUUCUUAGAUUAUCAUGACUCGGUGGAUGGAGUAGAUUACAGAAGAAGUAUAUUUAUAUUUCUUAGCAACUCUGGUGGUAGUAAUAUUACAAAAAUUGCUACGCAAUUUUGGGCUGAAGGUAAAGAGAGGGAAAUGAUUUCUAUAAAAGACAUGGAGCGUCUGAUAAGUAGUGGAGCAUAUAAUGAGAUAGGUGGAAUGCACCGUAGUGAAAUUGUGAGAAAACAACUGAUUGAUAUAUAUGUGCCAUUUUUGCCUUUGGAAAAGAAACACGUGAAGCAGUGUAUUAAAUCAGAACUCUUGAGUCGAAAGUUAAAAGUUGAUGAUGAUUCUGUUAACAUUAUAGCAAAUCAGCUGUUAUAUGAGCCUUCUAAUAUUGAGCUUUUCUCAACUUCUGGUUGUAAAAAAAUAAGCCAAAAAAUAGAUAUUUAUAUUUAAAAUUACACUGUAAUAAAUCUAUGAUAAAAUGUAAAAAGAGGUGUUGCCAGUGGCUGCAUCCAGGCAUGUAACGUAUAGAGAAACAUACCUGUGUAUCUGAUUUUGUAAUUGCUAAUUGUGUAUUUUUAAUCAUAAUUUUGUAUUUAGCUGAUGAACUCAUUUUUAGUUAGUUAUAAAACUGGUAAUUGAAUAAUAGUAAGUCUUCCUCAAAUAAGUUUUUACAAAAAUAAGAUAUUUAUUUUGAUAUUGUAAUUGGUUACUCAAAUGUGAAAUGAGUUUAACAGAGGUGAGUUGUGCAGUGUGAAUGAUAGAAUUUUGUAAUCAUAAUUUGUAACUUUUUAAAAUGUAUAUAUAAAAUCAUUUUUUUUUUACCUUUUUCAAUUAAAAAAUGAAUUUAUCAUAAAUUAUUUUUUCAUAGUGAAAAGUAUACAAGUGAAACUGUGAGCCGUAAUUUUAUUUUCUCAGUGUGUUUACUGGUUGUAAAAUGUUUUUAUAGGAUUAAUUAUAAGUACUGGUUGCAAAAUGUUUUUAUAACGAAUUUUUGAAACACUAAAUUUUAAUUUAUACAUCCAUUUUAGUAAUUAAAAACAUGAUUUCUUUUGCAAAGUUUUAUUAAACUUGCUGAUGAAAUUUUUAAUUACUUCCUAUAUUUCCCUUAUUUCUUAAUGUUUAUAGAGGAGUGAUGGUGAUGCAAAAAUUACAUAAUGAUGUUACAUUAAUAAAAAAAACAUUUACUAACUA